Rotaria socialis is the source of this 1248-nucleotide messenger RNA. Lineage: Eukaryota; Metazoa; Rotifera; Eurotatoria; Philodinida; Philodinidae. The record is from the annotation of a GenBank genome assembly.
AUGGAUACUUAUGAUCAUUAUGGUAUGAAUUAUCUUCAAAAUGAUAACCGCGGUAGUCAAAAUGAUGUGUCACUAUAUAUAGAAAAUUUUUCGAAAAAGAUGCCUCCAAAUCGCUAUCUGCCCAAUGAAUCCUGUCGUGUUUGUGGUUUCGAAAAAACCACCGGUCGUAAUUUUGGUGUUAUAACUUGUUCAACUUGUAAAGCAUUUUUUCGAAGAAAUGGCCGUAUUGGUUCAUCAUUGCCACCUUGCCGUUUUGGCGGUCAAUGUCCUAUUAAUGAACGAACACGUCGUCAAUGUCCAUCAUGUCGUUUAGUAAAAUGUUUUGCUGUUGGCAUGCAAAAAGAUUUAAUUCGAACAGAAGAAGAACGUGCAGCUCGAUUGGAAUUAGUUAAAGUCAAUCGUUUACAACGAUAUGACAAAUCAAAUCGAAAGAAACCUGCCGAUUCCAAUGAAACCGUUUGCUCAAAUAAUAAAUCAACUACACAAAUAUUAUCAUCAAAUGAUUGGAUACAAUUAAAAAAUAUUCGUAGUGCCUAUGAGCAUUUUUGUUUAUAUCCUAUUUUACGUUCCGAAGAAGACCGUGAAGAGUAUUUAAAUGCUCAACCAAUUAAAUGUCGUUUAAAAGAACAUUCAUUUGUAAAUGCAUUAAAUGCACGUUUAUUAUCGUUAGUUGCAUUUUUUCGUGCAACUAUACCGAUGUUUUCAACUGAGCUGAAUAUUUAUGAUCAACAAUGGUUGGUUCGUACGAAUUUACGUUAUUUAUUUACAUUUUCUUCUAUGGAUCUAAUGAAUAUAAGCGGAAAUCAACUUUAUUUUGACGAGAAUAGAGCCUGUCAUAAUGUUCAUCUGUAUGUUUAUGGACCAGAUUUAAUAAAGCGUGAAAGAAACUUAAUACAAAAAUUAAAUGAUUCCAUUGGUUGUGAUACAAUUAUAAGUAAAAUUAUGCAAAUUAUUUUGUUUCUAUCACCAUGUUUAGCCACUAAUUAUUUGCCAACGACAAGUAUUUAUCAGCCGUCAUUAGAAACAAUCUUGCAUAUAAUUCAUUCACAAGAACAGUAUACUCAAGUAAUAUGGACAUAUUUGAUUUAUCGUUAUGGAGAACUUGACGCACACAAACUAUUCAUGAUAAUUGUCGGACACGUUUUACAACAGCAGAUUUAUGGAGUUGAUGUUGAUAAAAAAUUAAUUGGAACACAACCAUUUGGAAAUCUUAUUUAUUCGAUAUUAACAACAUUUUCAAUGGAUUAA